AUGAUCUACGCCAGGACGCUUUUGCUCGCCUUUGUGGCGGUGUCGGUGAUGACUGUGGUGCAGGCCACCCAGUCCAUCAGCCACAACGCUGCGGUGCGUCGUCACGCUUCGAUGGUUAGCCAACGCCCCGCGCGUCGCUCGGUCGACGUGAGCGCGGGCAGGAUGGUGCAAAAGAGGCAGACGGCCGAACAGAUCAAGCAGGCCGCCGACCUCAAGGCCUGGGACGACGAUUUCCACGCUAAGAAUGCAGAGUGGCAGCAGGCUGCCAUGGCCGCGCUUGCCAGCGGUCAGACUCCGCCUUCCUACGACGAGUACUGGAGUGGCAAGUCCGGGUCAUCCUCCUCGUCUUCGGCCGCCCCUGCCCAGCAGGAACAGCAGCAGCCGCAGCAACAGCAACAGCAACAGCAACAGCAACAGCAGCAACAACCCGCUGACAACACCAAUGCCGACUCAUCGAACGACACCUCGGACUCGACCGAGUGCGAAGAAGACUCGGCUGACACUUCGGAUACCGCCAGCAGUGGCGCUGCUGCUGCCGCCGCUUCGGGCAGCAAGUCCAACGCUGCCAAGGGUAACGGUGGUGGCUCGUCUUCCUCUUCCUCCUCCUCUUCAAACUCGUCGUCAUCGUCCUCCGACUCGGGCUCUUCAUCUUCAUCGUCCUCCUCCUCGGAGUCGACGUCGGGCUCGUUUGGCGGACAGGCAACCUACUAUGCGCCCGGCCUUGGAGCGUGCGGAUGGACCAACACCGAGUCGGACUACAUUGUGGCCGUAUCGCACUCGCUCUUUGACUCGUUUGGCACGGGCAACCCCAACAACAACCCCAUCUGCGGCCACAAGAUCAAGGCCACCUACCAGGGCAAGUCCAUUACGGUCUCGGUCAGUGACCGCUGUACUGGGUGCGCCUGGGGAGAUCUCGAUUUCACUCCUUCCGGCUUCCAGCAGCUCGCACCGCUCUCGAAAGGACGUCUGGACGGUCUGACGUGGUCGUGGAUCGGUGCGGCCCCCUAA
Messenger RNA from Moesziomyces antarcticus, 1008 nucleotides. RefSeq names its product plant expansin. The record is from RefSeq and is a predicted model, not a curated record. NCBI's taxonomy places the organism in Eukaryota, Fungi, Basidiomycota, Ustilaginomycetes, Ustilaginales, Ustilaginaceae. The transcript has a single exon. Bases 1 to 1008 code for a protein of 335 amino acids.